AAUGAAGUACUUGGGGUCUAUCUAUAUAUUAUUGUAUUCAUUUGGCGCCGUCAUUUGCUGCAAAGAAAGUGAUUUACAGUUUUGGGUAAGUGACGUUGAAGGAUUCCCUCAGCAGAAGAAUUUCUUUAAACAAGGAUGUCUCUCCCCUAGCUCAGAUUCAAGUGGAUCUCAUAUAACAGUCGACCUGAACAAACAUCACCAGAAGAUGUUGGGAUUUGGUGCCGCAAUGACGCAUUCUUCCGCAUAUCUGAUCUUCAAUAGUCCCCAUAGAAAUCAGAUCAUGGAAUCCUUAUUUUCAUCCUCUAAAGGGGCUGGUAUAAAUGUAAUCAGGAUGCCGAUAGAUGGUUCUGACUUCGUGCCGAAUCAACCCUACACGUAUGCCGAUUCCGGCAAUAUUAACGAUUUCAGCAUAAACAAGGACAAACAGUACAUGAUCCCAAUCUUGAAGCAAGCCCUCAGCUUGAACCCACAUUUAGAGAUAAUAGCAUCACCAUGGAGUGCUCCGGCAUGGAUGAAAUGGGCUCCAUAUUGGAACAACCAAAGAUCAUCUCUAAAUGGUGGUUCUUUCAAUAUGAAAUAUGCAGAUACCUAUGCUACGUACCUUGUAAAAUUUAUUCAAGCUUAUCAACAUGAAGGUGUCAACAUCUAUGCCAUGACUAUUCAGAAUGAACCGGGAUUUGAAGCCGAUGGAUAUCCGACCAUGAAGUUAGGUGCUCCAGAUGAACGAGAUUUUGUAAAGGUGCUGGGUCCAAAGUUUGCUAGCGCCAAUAUACACACUAAAAUCAUCAUCUACGAUCAUAAUUGGGAUCAUCCAGAAUAUCCCAUCAGUGUUCUCAACGAUCAUACAGCCAAGCGCUAUAUCUCUGGUUCAGCCUUCCAUUGUUAUGGUGGUGAUAGAAAGUCUCCGGCACAGGUAGUCAACGCGCAUCCUGAUCGCGAUAUCUAUUUCACCGAAUGUACCGGAAGUGGUAGUGACACCACGUGGAAGCGAGUUUUCCGAUGGAACUUCGUCAAUCUGUUUGUUGGACAACCUCGGGUAUUUGCCAGGACUGUUCUGUUAUGGAAUUUAGCUUUGGAUGAAAACCACGGCCCAGUAUUGACUACACCUGGAUGUUCACGUGGAUGUGGUUGCAAGGACUGUCGUGGCGUCGUUACUGUUCGCAACGACAAAUCUGGUUUCGAUAAAAACAUCGAAUAUUAUAUCAUACAGCACUUCACGAAAUUCGUACACAGAAACGCAAUACGUCUAGAAUCGACAAGUGACCUUGGAGAUGGAGGAACUCUUCAUUCGGUUGCUUUUAAAAAUCCUAAUGGUGACAUAAUCUUGAUCGUUAUCAACGACAGCUGGACCAGUAAACAAACUUUCCGAGUCACCAUUGGCAGGCACACGUAUAAAUAUACAGACAUACCAACCGAGGGUGCAGUUGUAUUUAGGAUAAGCGAGGCUGGUUCGACCAUUAUCGGUUAGA
Messenger RNA from Patella vulgata (common limpet), 1469 nucleotides. RefSeq lists its product as uncharacterized. Bases 2 to 1468 code for a protein of 488 amino acids. Gene Ontology annotation, molecular function: glucosylceramidase activity. Gene Ontology annotation, biological process: glucosylceramide catabolic process. NCBI's taxonomy places the organism in Eukaryota, Metazoa, Mollusca, Gastropoda, Patellidae. The record is from RefSeq and is a predicted model, not a curated record. The transcript is spliced from 2 exons.